Molecule: messenger RNA, 1476 nt
Organism: Enterospora canceri
Lineage: Eukaryota; Fungi; Microsporidia; Enterocytozoonidae
Source: the annotation of a GenBank genome assembly
AUGGCCAAAAUCAAAGGAAUCGUCGACCGAAUACCAAAGAAAAAGAUGAUCGACAUCUCAACGGGGCUCAGGACACUCUACGCGAGGAAAGAGGUCGUGCAGCUACAAAGAGACUUCCUGGUUGACAACUAUUUGAGAUACAAGAGACUCUAUGAGGAGAAUCUGGCGUGUGAUAAGAGCAACGAAUCACUUGAGGCUGGGAAUGCGUGGGGUGUGAAGGACACCAAGACGGUGCUGAAGGAGAAGAAUACGCUGAUAUUUCAGUAUGAGAAGGAGAUUGCUGGGUUACGAGAGCAGAUUGCUUCUCUAAAGGAGGAUGAGCCGAAAAAGUUCAAAGAAAAUGUCAAAAUGGUCACUAUCUCGUUUCCAGACCAAGUCAACUACCUGUACGAGGAGAUUGGGAUUCUAAAUGAGAGUAUGGCAGAUAAAGAGCGAGAGAGCAGGGAGAUUGUGUUGGAAUUAGAGAAUAAAAUUCUGGAGUUACAGAAAGCGGUAGUUAGGGCAGAAGAAGCAGCUAAUAAUGUGACUGAAUGUAGGAAUAGGAAUGCUCUAUACGACACACUUGCAGUAACAGAGGCAUUGCAGAAGGUGGAGAAUGAGAAUCUGUUGCUUAAGGGAACCAUAAAGAACUUUGAGCAGAAACUCUAUUUCCAGGACAAGGAGAACAAGCACAACAAGAUGGAACUGGAACAAAGAGAAAAGGCAACUAAAAUGGUAGAAAUGAGACUGGAGGAGGCUGGUGAGUUACAGAAGACACUUUCUGGGGAUGAAUACAUGAUAGAGGAGAUCAAGUCAGUUAGUGAGGCAUACGAAAAUAUCACGAAGGAAAACACGAAGCUGAUUGAACAAAUCAACUACCUGAACAGGAAGAACAGGGAGAUUGAAAUGCGUCUAGUUGAGAACCAAACGAAGGCGAAGUUGACAGAGAAGAACAUGGAGACAACAGCGAGACAUGUCAAGGAGAUAGAAAAGCUCAUGGAGGCAAUUGAGACAGCCAGAAACACGCACAUUGAGAAAUAUGGUACGGUUGAGGAAGAGCUGGCUCACAAGACAGCAACGGUGAACGAGCUGAGUAACGCAGUUCGCGUCUACAAACGAGACCUCGGGCUGGUUGAGAAGAGCGCAGAAGACAAAGUCACAACCAUUUAUGCACAGUUAAAUGAAAUAAAGGAGCUUAGAGAGAAGAGCGCUGGUUUAGAGAAGAAGGCGAAGACGUACGAGGCCACUGUGAAUGCGUACGAGAAGGCAUUCAGGGACAAUUCGACCACUGUCGACCUGCACAUGCAAAUCCAGGAUCUCAAGGAAUACGUUUAUUGCGCCUUGUGCAAAUCCAACCUGAAGACGCACGUCAUCGACACGUGCAUGCACUGCUUCUGCGAGGAGUGUCUGGAACACCGUCUUAGAACACGCUCUCGCUUCUGUCCAAAAUGCAACCAGGAAUACUCCCGUAGUGACAUCAAGCGUGUUUAUCUGUAA